Bombyx mori (domestic silkworm) is the source of this 4509-nucleotide messenger RNA. Its product is annotated as solute carrier family 25 member 32. Gene Ontology annotation, cellular component: mitochondrion. NCBI's taxonomy places the organism in Eukaryota, Metazoa, Arthropoda, Insecta, Lepidoptera, Bombycidae. The coding region runs from base 574 to 1533 and encodes 319 amino acids. Gene Ontology annotation, biological process: nucleotide transport; folate import into mitochondrion. Gene Ontology annotation, molecular function: FAD transmembrane transporter activity; folic acid transmembrane transporter activity. The record is from RefSeq and is a predicted model, not a curated record. The transcript is spliced from 6 exons.
UUAUUAAAUUCUAAAGUCUAAAAGCUAAACUGCAUGUGUGAAUAGAAAAUAUUAUGUAAUGUGCAUGUACAAAGUUUCGUCUUUUCCCAAAUUGAUCUGAAAAUUAUGAACGCAUUUAUAAGUCUUGUCAUUGCAUCAUCUUCUAUUUUUCAUUACACGCAGAUUAAUUAGAAGUUUCGAUUUCAUUAACAAAAUUUUCAUUCAAAAUUAUGAAAUUGUGUUAAUAAAUUUUUAAAUAAUUUUAUCUUUAAUUAUAAAUUAAAAUUAGUUAAAUUGAAAAGCUCAACUAAAUUUAGAUAUCUAAUGAAUUCUCCACCAAACGAUUUUUGCUUGUUAAAAUGGGUUUCAUGAAAGCAAAACGGAACGACGACAUAAAAUACUUGAGGAAUCAUUCAUUUUUUAUCGCACGUAAUUUCGUGAGAUUAUUACGAGGGCAUAAUGUUUAGUGAAGAAUCUACUAUAUCUAGUUUCGUUAAAGAAUUUUGGGAAAGUGUGUGCCGGUAGAUAUAGGUGAAUAUAAGGUCCCCACAAAAUGCUUUUACAAAUUAUAUCUGUGAUUCAGUAAAAUUCGUCAUGACUACAAUGAAGAACCCAAAUCCGUCGUCUUCUAAGCUCGCACUCCUUAGCCACAUCAAGUACGAGCACCUGGUAGCUGGUAUAUCAGGUGGUGUGACAUCAACACUCAUAUUGCACCCUUUGGAUUUAAUAAAAAUUAGAUUUGCUGUGAAUGAUGGAAGGACGGCCACGGUACCCCGUUAUGAUGGUCUCAGUAGCGCUUUUGUAACCAUAGUCAAGAAAGAAGGUGUUCGUGGCUUAUACAGAGGAGUUACACCAAAUGUCUGGGGCUCCGGUUCGGCCUGGGGAUUCUACUUUCUAUUUUACAAUGCCAUUAAAACAUGGAUACAAGGAGGAAACGCUCGUACUCCACUCGGUCCCGGCCUCCACAUGCUGGCGGCCGCAGAAGCGGGGGUCUUGUCUCUCGUUAUGACGAACCCCAUAUGGGUCGUGAAGACUCGCCUUUGCCUCCAGUACAGCGAGGAGCACGUGGCCGACAACAAGAGAUACAAGGGGAUGGUCGACGGCCUUCUGAAGAUCUACAGAACCGAGGGGAUCCGAGGACUUUAUAGGGGUUUCGUUCCUGGAAUGUUUGGCGUGUCUCACGGAGCCCUCCAGUUCAUGACCUACGAGGAAAUGAAGAACAGAUACAACCAGUACAGGAAUCUACCGAUUGACAUAAAAUUGACGUCCGUCGAAUAUUUGACAUUUGCUGCAAUAUCGAAAUUGAUAGCGGCGGGCGCGACGUACCCUUACCAAGUCGUGAGAGCGCGUCUCCAAGAUCAGCACAGGACGUACAAUGGAGCCUGGCACUGCAUCACCGAGACUUGGAGGCACGAGACAUGGCGCGGUUUCUACAAGGGCUUGAAGCCGAACUUGAUCCGCGUCGUUCCGGCCACAAUGGUUACUUUCCUGACAUACGAAAAUGUCUCGCACUACAUGCUGCGACCGGCUGCCGACAUAAAGCUGCCCUCCUAGCGAUGAAUAAUUAAAAAUAAAUAAUAGUUUAAAAAAAAAUUAACAAAAUACGCUUUUAUAGAAAAUCCAACUAAAAAUAGAAAAUAAAUUUGAAUUAAAAAUAGUGUAAGAAAAACAUGUUUUUAUUGUAAAAAAGCGUGGGGUGCUUUUCAGGAUAUUAUCAAAAUAACCCUUCUACUCAUAUCUGUUCAUAAAAUAUUUAUAACUACAGAUACCAUGCACCCCACCACCAUUUAUUAAAAUUUAUUUUCAAUUUUUUAGUUGAAUUUUCUAUAAAAGCGCAUUUUGUUAGUUUUUUUUAAACUAUUAUUUAUUUUUCAUUUUUUAUUUGAAUUUAAAUUUUUUGUUUUUUUUUUUUAAUAUGGAAUUGUCAUCGGUCCUUAAUAAGUAUACCUAAUUUCGAGUUAAUCCGAUGUUUUGAAGGGGGUCAAAAUCAUGUUCAAAGAUUCCGUUACAAACAUACAUACUAACAUACGUACGUCUGAAGCUAAUAAAAGCGUAUUAAAAUUAAACAAUACCCUCCAUCGCCUUACAGACAAUAGCUGAAUUAUAUGCAUUAAAAAUAAAACAAUGAUGGUCACUACAGAUAGGCACAGCCGACCCUUGAAUUGUUUCAUAGGAGUUCAGUUAUGUCUUGUACGAUGAAAAUAAAAAGAAGAAUCGGAAGUCAUAUACAGGAUGUGAAUUAACGGUUAUAACCUAUAACGAAGACAGAUAAAACAGCUAAUGCCUCCUAACGUGUAUACAGAAAAAAUCGCAAUUUUGCGCAAAAUUGAAACUGGAAAACUUGAUUAUAUGAAAAGUUUUUUUUUGCAUCUUAGUUCAGCACGAUCAAACUUGUUUUCGGCUUAAUUAAAUUACACCCUGUACAUGAAAAGAAAAAAAAACAGUUACGUCCUUAUGAUGAUUAAAUUACCUACUUUGAUGAUGCUUUUUCUAAAUAAAUAACUACCCGAGUCGUGUUUACUAUGAAAAUUAGCAUCGUAACAGUGACAAUUAAAUUUACGAUUAUGAUAUGAUGGAGCUUGGCACCGGACACGUUAAGUUUUCAUUUUUUACGUUUACUUUUCAACGUAUUAGCGUGAGCUAUGUUUUCGAACAUUGUGGACAGUAUAAGCAUUGUAUUCACCAUGUUAUAGGUCUAUAAAAUACAGGCAAGUUCAAAUGAUAACGUUUUCUAUAAAUCAUCCGCUGUCAACUGGUGACCAAUAAAAUUAAAAGCAAAGUAAAGCAUCAUAAAAAUGAAAAUUAAAUAAAGCAUCAUAAAGAUGGAACUUUAUAUUUUAAAAUAAAUUGUUAUUAUAUUACUUGCGGUAUUGUUCGGUAUAUAUAUGGUUGAGUACCAUCAUCCUGCCCUUUUUAAUCCCGGAGCAGUCACGCGCUCUCGUUCCAAGGGUGGGGCAGUCGUGGGUGGCACUUGGUGGAAUUUAAUUUGUGACAUGUAAUGGAUUCUGGAAACUACAAGAAGGUGUGAUCCGUCUUCAGGAAUAGUCUUGAGAUUGUAUUGCUAUAAGAAACUUGGCUUUCUUCGUCUUGAAACAAGGUAAUGGCAUUAUAGCAGCGUAGACAAUUGCUGUAACAUAAUUAAAAAAAAAAUACCAACGUACAAAUCCUUAUUAUGUUUUUAAGUUUUUAAAUGUUGAAGUUACCCGAAUAUCAAUACGUUAAAUUUAUUUUGGAAAAUGUAAUUGUUUUUUUUUUAAAUAUUUUUGUUGCAUAGGUAAGUGAAUGAGCUGACCGCCCAUUUGGUGUAAAGUGGUUACCGGAAUUGAAAGAUGUAAAAUCAAAGCCAUGAGAUGGAAGUCGAAGUAAGACGAGGCGUAUUGUAUAGUAUAAUGGCUGACGCUUCCUUUAUGCCGGAACGCAUGAUUGCAUCGCGGCAGAAAUGGGAAUCGUGGUGAUACCGAUCCACGAGCGUUCGCAAAGCGCCUUCCCAUCACCGUAGUAAAUGCUUUUUUUAUUUCCUUUUUUUUUGUGGUAGAAGCUAAUUUCUUUUAAUGUUAAGUAUGUGUAUAACAGAUAUGCGUAUGUCUUAAAUUUAGUAGAGGACUUUUAAUAGUUUCUAGAAAAAUUAGAAGAUUGCAUUCCUUAACCUCUUUUCUGAAUAAACAUUUAAAUAUCACAAUCUGCUAGUUCUGUAUUGGCUUUGACCUAAUUAGGAGUAAAGUUGAGAGGUCAUUAUUAAAUAAGGCAAUAGCACACAAUACAAGGCAAUAGUCAGCUUUCCUUGAAUCGAGAUUUUGUAUGUAAGAAGUAGCGAUGGUAUGGAAAGUAUGAAGUAAUUUUAAUUUAUUUAGAACUUAUUGUUAUGUUUAAAAAAAGACAAACAAAGAGAAACAGUAUGCAUGUACCAAUGAGAUUUAAUUUUUUAAUUCUAAAUGCAUUUUCUAGAUUAGUGUUCAGUUAUGAAGCGGAGAAUGUUUUGUGUAAGUGAAUAAUAAAAAACUUUGAUUAUAAUUGUUUAUGGUCAAGUAAGGUUUUAUACCUAUUAAAUUACCUUAAGAUAAAUAAUGUGUUUUUGUUUUGUGUCGAAAAUUGGAUUGCCAGAGAUAAUUUUGAUAAUUUGCGACGCGUGUCUUUGAUCGUUAUUUUGUAAAUUAUGCAAUAUGCCAAGUUGCCUUAGUUUAGAUAGAUGAGUCGACUAUUAUCAAAGGCGGCAAUCUGACUUUUGGACAAUGAUUGGUAAAUCAGAAAAACGAAUUAUUGACUUUGUAUUCCGUCGGCAGUCACAAAACUCUUCGGAACGACAUCUUAGAUAAAUAACAGGUUAACUACUAACCUUUAUUUAAUGCAGGUUUUGAACCGUAUUCUUUGAAGGAGACGAUUAUAUUCAAAUCAAUCUGUAUUGACAUAUCAAAAAAUUUUUUUUGUCCAAAUGCACAGAUUGCCACCUUUGAUAAUAGACGACUCAGAUAUUAGAUUUAGACCGUAGAAAAUGUUUGGAGUUUGAUCACAAAUAAAUGUUUAUCAUUAUUA